Crotalus tigris (Tiger rattlesnake) is the source of this 2297-nucleotide messenger RNA. It is a transcript of the gene PHF11, whose product is annotated as PHD finger protein 11. Bases 1379 to 2230 code for a protein of 283 amino acids. Gene Ontology annotation, molecular function: histone binding; histone deacetylase binding. Gene Ontology annotation, cellular component: nucleus. The transcript has 10 exons. Lineage: Eukaryota; Metazoa; Chordata; Lepidosauria; Squamata; Viperidae. The record is from RefSeq and is a predicted model, not a curated record.
UUCUUCCAGAGCCAUCUUCCUGUCUGGCUUUCCUCUUCAAUAAAUUGCAAUCUUCUUUCUAAAACAGUUGCCAUAUUGUUUAUUCCCAGCUUGGAUUGAACCAUGAUGAAGACUUCUCCUUCAACAGUGUCAAAUCUGAUUUGUGAGUGCUCUGUUUCCUCUGUCUGGGAGUUUGAGAGUCAGGAGAGAGACUCCACGGCUUCUCUUUGAUCAAAGAGAUAAAGCUAUUUUGUUUCCAGUUGCCUCGUGUUCAGAGUCUCAUUGGGAUUUAUCAGGAUUCUAAAUUGAAAAACCUUACAUCAGGAAGAGGGGCCAGCCUCGUUUUCAGCGCUGUCCUGUUUCAGGAUACCACAUGUUCUUUGCUAAGGCUAUCACGUAGCCUUCCGGGAAUUUUAGGGCAAGGAGAAGCGGCCCAAAGGGAAAACGAUUCAGAAGUGAGCAAAAUGAAAGUUUUCCCACAAAAUGAGGAUUCUCUGACUAAAACUAGCAACGGAUCUCCAAGGUCCCUUCCUAUGUUUUAUUUUUUAAAAUCUUUACACGAAAGAAAGAAGGUUAAACUCACGAGGUGUUAAAUAGAUCGUUAUUAUCCAAGGGGAUAAUAAACGGAGUCCAGCUGGCUUUGCAUUUAGCCCGAGAGCAAGAUCCCUCUUUCCGACGCUCAGUCCUGCGGGAGACGGCUCUGCUCCGACCCCGCGCGGGGAGCUGCCCUCGGAGCGCUUGUGAGCAAUCGCUCUUGCUCUGCUUCGCCGGAGAGUUUCCGAAGCUCCGGUUCAUUUGCCGGCCCUUCGUGGUUCACCCUGGCCGUCUCUGCCAGGUGUACUCACUUCGCCAGCAGACUUUUGGAACCUAGCCACGCACCGCUCUUCUUCCACCGCAGUCUUUUGCCUGGCCCGCACUUUGCCGCCGCUGCUCCCCUCAGGUCAGGAGAUGCAAACGCAAGCGCCCACGGGCCCGCGGAUGUUAGAAGCGAGCGACGCCCCCGGCUCUCUUGCAGGCGUUGGCUCUGUUCCAAAUUGCAACGAAAGCUCCCGCUACCCGAGGGCUGCCGGGAAGCCCCUCGGCUCCACCAAAGCACUGGCCGGUUCCUGGAAGCGUCGUCCCUGCACGCUCUCUCUUCCGGGCGCUCUAAAGGCUGAGUCGGGGCAGCGACUGCCCCAGGCUCUCCGCUAGUUCCGCGGUAAGCCCGGCGCGGCCAGUCACGUCGAAGCGAAAGAAGGGCGGCCCUCCGGCUGGGAGCCUUCCCCUCCGGAAGCAGCUCUCCUCCGGAGCGACGGUGCGGGCCCUCCUGUCGGGGUCACUGGGCGAGCGGAGAGGCCUCCCGGAGCUGCUCCCUCCCGGGGAACUGCGAGUUCGCCGCUUCUCUUGCUUUGCGUCUCAGAUGACGGUGAGUCCAGCAAUGGCAAAGAUGGUAAGAAGAAAGUGUGCAUUUUGUCGAGAUGAUGAAGAGACUGCGAUUAUGUACAUUGCUGAAGAACAGAAUCUCGCAGUUCAUCAAAAUUGUUUGUUAUUUUCUUCAGGAUUUGUGGAAUCAGAAGAACAGAAGGCUGAGGAUCUUAAUAAAAGGUUUGACGUGGCUUCAGUAAUGAGUGAAAUAAAGAGAGGAAGGAGGCUGCGGUGCAGGUUCUGUCGUACGAAGGGAGCAACCGUUGGAUGCGAGAUCCAAACUUGUCGCAAAAAUUACCAUUAUUUGUGUGCCUUUCGUGAUGCUGCUUCAGUCAAAUAUGAAGAGCCAGGCCGCUACCGUGUGUUCUGCCAAAAACACGUUCCAGUCGAGGGACGCAGUUUUAAUGGUGAAAACAGUAAGAAGGAAAUGCUCCCGACCCCCACAGACUCUUCCUCCACUACAACCAGAAUGAAUGAUGAGACAGUUGGGGAAGAGAAUAUGGAAGUCCUCAGUGAAAAUCAUGACCAACACAAAGAAAGGAUAGAAUUUUUAAAGAAGUGUAAGCAGGCUGGAAUUCUGGAUGAAAUCUUUGAGAAAAUAUUAAACAAUCUUCACCUGGCUCGGGAAAAGCUGACAAAAGACAAUACUUCAGAAGCAGAGUAUGAAGAAACAGUCAUGUCACUUUUUGAUUGUGGUCUCUUUGAAAAUAUUCUUAGAGUGGCUUAUUCGGGAACAGAGAGAAAAAUUCAAGAACUAAUGAAUACACGGGAAAGACUGGAUACUCAGAUUGAACUUUUAAGAAAUUUAAAAGAAAUACCACUUCCUGUCUCAGAAGACACAGUUUAAUACCUUAAGUACUGUCUCUGAAUAACCCACCACGAUUAAAAUGAUUAUUGAUUUUUUUUCCAGGUCA